CUCUCUUGCUCACACACACACACAGAGAGACUGCAUGCAGUGUGUUGCUGGACAGUUGUGAGCAUAUGAAAGUGUGUGUGUGUGUUUGAUGUCUCGGUUUAAGAGAGGAGCUGUAGCAGAUCCUCGGGCUGGGUUCCGACAGAACACACCGGAAUGUCCGGUACCGUCAGGACUGCUGAAGGGCGCCAGAAAGAGCGGACAACUCAAUCUGUCCGGGCGCGCGCUCAGCGAAGUUCCCCAGAGUGUGUGGAGGAUAAAUGUGGACCCUCCAGAAGAAGCUCGACAGAAUCUAUCAUUCAGUGCAACAGAGCGAUGGUGGGAGCAGACUGAUCUCACCAAACUUCUGCUGUCCUCUAACAAACUCCAGACAAUUUCUGAAGACAUCAGACUCCUGCCUGCACUAGUGGUUUUAGAUAUUCAUGACAAUCAGCUCACCUCACUGCCAGCAUCUAUCGGGGAGCUGGAGCAGUUACAGAAACUCAUCCUGAGUCAUAAUAAGUUGACAGAGCUGCCCACGGAGCUGUGGAGGCUGACAAACCUGCGAUGUCUCCACCUGCAGCAGAAUCUGCUUGAACUGCUGCCUGCAGACUUGGGCCAGUUGUGCCACUUGGAGGAUCUUGAUGUGUCUAACAACAAAUUAAUGGCUAUACCGGACAGCCUGGCAGACCUGAGCAACCUCGUAAAACUAAAUCUGUCCUUCAACAAUCUGAAGAGCCUGCCACCUGCGAUCAGCGAAAUGAAGAACUUGAGAAUGCUGGACUGUUCUCGGAAUCGGUUGGAGAGCGUGCCGCCUGUCUUGGCACAGAUGGCGUCUCUCGAGCAGCUGUACUUGAGGCACAACAAACUGCGUUUCCUGCCAGAGCUGCCCUCCUGCAAAACACUCAAGGAGCUCCACUGCGGGAACAAUCAGAUUGAGGUACUGGCGGCAGAUCAUCUAAAACACCUGAACUCUCUGAGUGUUUUGGAGCUGAGAGAUAACAAGGUGAAGAGUCUUCCCGAGGAAAUAACUAUCCUGCAAGGCCUGGAGCGCUUGGAUCUUACAAACAAUGACCUUAACAGUGUGCCCUGUGGUCUUGGAACGUUGCCUAAGUUAAAGUCUUUGUCUCUGGAGGGAAAUCCACUGAGGACAAUCCGCAGAGAUCUUCUAAAUAAAGGCACCAGUGAACUCCUGAAAUAUCUGAGAAGUCGAAUACAAGAGCAGCCUGAUGGGAAAGCCAAAGAGGAGACGAGCACAGCGAUGACUCUUCCUAGCCAGGCCAAGAUUAACGUGCAUGCCAUCAAAACACUGAAGACAUUAGACUACAGUGAAAAACAAGAGGCAUCUAUACCUGAUGAGGUGUUUGAUGCAGUCAAUAACAGUCCAGUUGUCAACGUGAACUUUAGCAAAAACCAGCUGACUGCUGUUCCACCCAGAAUGGUUGAGCUGAGAGACUCUCUAGCAGAUAUCAGUCUCGGAUUUAAUAAGCUUUCCACGAUUCCUCUUGAAUUUUCCCAACUACAGCAACUUGUACACAUAGACCUCAGGAAUAAUCUGUUGACAUCCCUGCCAGUGGAGCUGGAAGCUCUCACCAAGCUGCAGGGCAUCAUACUAUCAUUUAAUAGAUUUAAGCAUUUCCCUGAUGUGUUGUACCGCAUCCUAACCCUGGAGACCAUUUUAAUAAGCAACAAUCAAAUUGGAGCCAUCGACCCCGUGCGGCUUAAGCUGCUAAACAGAUUGUCCACUCUGGAUCUGCAGAACAAUGACAUCAUGCAAGUGCCACCAGAACUGGGUAACUGCACCAGCCUGAGGGCGCUGAUGCUCGAUGGAAAUCCUUUCCGGAACCCUAGAGCUGCGAUCGUAGCUAAAGGAACUGACGCGAUUCUCGAGUAUCUUCGGAGUCGCAUUCCUACAUGAGUUUACUGUCUUGCAUGGCUGAGCUACCACCACUGCCAUACAAUUAAAGCACUAUCUGACUCAUACUGAAGACAAGACACAACAGAUCUCUGUCAUAAAACUGUUUUUCUAAGAAUUUGCUAUGAAAUGUUUUUGUUUCCCAAAAUUUUCAUCGCCUCAUAGUUCCAAAGAUAUUUGUUUGAAAGUUUACAUUACACUUUAUUCGGUCUUUUAUCACCAUCUUGUUCUUGCUGACCAUCUUUAUAAUAAACAGCACUGCAAUUA
Silurus meridionalis is the source of this 2158-nucleotide messenger RNA. RefSeq names its product leucine rich repeat containing 40 (gene lrrc40). The transcript has 15 exons. The record is from RefSeq and is a predicted model, not a curated record. NCBI's taxonomy places the organism in Eukaryota, Metazoa, Chordata, Actinopteri, Siluriformes, Siluridae. Gene Ontology annotation, molecular function: protein binding. Bases 89 to 1894 code for a protein of 601 amino acids.